Messenger RNA from Syzygium oleosum, 2552 nucleotides. RefSeq names its product pentatricopeptide repeat-containing protein At1g09820. Lineage: Eukaryota; Viridiplantae; Streptophyta; Magnoliopsida; Myrtales; Myrtaceae. The transcript has 3 exons. Gene Ontology annotation, molecular function: protein binding. The coding region runs from base 65 to 1939 and encodes 624 amino acids. The record is from RefSeq and is a predicted model, not a curated record.
UCUAUACAGAAGCACGCCUGAAGGGCCAAGCGACUGCGAUGAAACUCUCUCGCUCUCCAGUUCCAUGAACUCCGUCGCUCUCAGCUCGCUCGCCGGACUCAUGCGCUUCGCUCCGGGAAAAGUCGUCGGCGCCGGCGUCGGCUCAUUCCUCUCCCUCCCCUCGACGGCGCAGCUUUCCCACCCAGUUUUCCCGGGAAACGGGCACGCCCUUCGUUCGCUCUGCUCGUCGCACUCCCUCGACCUGCCGACCCUGACGGAGCUGGUGUCCAAUCAGCACUAUUCGGAGCUCAAGGCGCGCCUCAGGGGCUCCGGCUCAAACCCCGCCGCGGUCCUCCGGCAAAUGCUCGAUUCCGGGUCCGACCCGGAGCUCGCUCUCAGGUACUUCAGAUGGUCCCGGGACGAGCUCAGGCUCUCCCACGCGCUUGAGCUCGCUUUCAGGCUCUCGCACUCGCUGGCGAAUGGCAAAUUGUACUCAAAGAUGAGAUCUUUCUUGGACGAGUUCGUGAGGGUGAGUGAUGGGUACACGGUUUCUUCGGUAUUUCACUCCAUAUCAAGCUGCGAUGGCGGGUUUUGCAACGGCUCGAUCAUCGUUGACAUGUUGGUGUGGGCAUAUGCGAAGAACGGGAAGACCCAGUUGGGUUUUGAGGCAUUUAAGCGAGCUGGUGAUUAUGGGUAUAAGCUGUCGAUUACUUCUUGUAACCCACUGAUGAGUAAUUUGGCGAAAGAGGGGGCAGUUGGGGAUUUGGAGUGUGUUUAUAAAGAGAUGAUCAGGAGGAGAAUUAAGCUCAAUGCAGUGAGUUUUAAUACGAUGAUUUCGGGCUUGUGUAAAGCUCGGAAAUUGAACAAGGCUCGGGACGUGGUCGAAGACAUGAAAGCUUGCGGGGUAUCCCCGAACGUGGUCACUUACAAUGCCAUCAUUGAUGGACACUGUAAAAGCGGGGGAUUGAGCAGAAUGUACAAGGCAGAUGCGAUUCUAAAGGAGAUGGUCGAGAGCAAGAUCUGCCCGAAUGAGAUUACAUACAAUAUCCUCAUUGAUGGAUAUUGCAAGGACGACAAUGUGGCGGCUGCGGUCAAGGUAUUCGAGGAAAUGCAGAGGCAAGGUUUGAAACCUAAUCUUGUCACGUAUAAUUCUUUGAUCAAUGGGCAUUGUAAUAGUGGGGAGAUUAGUAAGGCUGUUAGCUUGCAAGAUCAAAUGUGGAGUUCUGGUUUGAAACCGAACAUUAUCACCUAUAAUGUGCUCAUACAUGGGUUUGGGAAGAAUGAUAUGUUUAAGGAAGCAAGAGAGAUGCUUGAUGUCGUCGAGAAAGAAGGGUUGGUUCCCAAUGUCAUCACAUUCAACAUUCUAAUUGAUGCUUGCUGUAACAGUGGAAAAAUUGAAGAAGCAUUCUUGAUCCAUGCUUCAAUGGCAAGCAAGGGAGUUCUCCCUGAUGGUUCAACAUACAAUAGUUUGAUUACUGGCCUAUGCAGAGAAGGGAAAAUGGACGAGGCUGAGAAACUGUUUGGGGAGAUGAAGGAUAACAGCUUAAAGCCCAAUGUGGUUACAUUUAACAUAUUAAUUGGUUCGUUGUGCAAGAAGAGAGAGUCUAGAAAGGCGCAUAGGCUCUUGGAUCGUAUGGUUAAAAUCGGUUUGAGUCCCAAUCAUGUGACUUAUGAUACUCUAAUGGAUGGAUAUUGCACAGAAGGGAAUCUCAGAGCAGCAGUGAAGGUUCGGGAACUGAUGCAGAAAGAAGGUUUGCGAGCGAAUAUUGCUACAUUUAACGUGUUGAUUAAGGGUUUCUGUAAGCAGGGUAAACUGGAAGAUGCAAAUAGCCUGCUUAAUGAAAUGUUGGAGAGAGGCGUGGUACCAAAUCGAACUACCUAUGAUAUAAUUAGAGAGGAGAUGGUAGAUAAGGGCUUUGUACCAGAUAUAGAUGGGCACAUGUAUAAUGUAUCAGGCUGACCAAUCACAAUACUUCAAAGAGUCAGCCAUUUUUGUUUCAGAUUGCCUGUGUUUGGUGGGAUUUCACAAGCUAUUUUGCCAAGGAUAUCGAAUUUGCGCUUGGAUAUUUUGCCAGUAAACAGAGACUUGGAGCAAAAUUUCCUGAGAGAAGUAAACCCAACAAGACAGCUCAGGUUACCAGGCUACUUGGAGUGAUUUUGAUGUGACGCGGAAAUAUGUGGAUUGUUUGAUUGCACCUGCCAUGGGGAAAGUCCAGGAGGACUACCAGGCUACUUGAAUGUGAGUAUGCAAAAGAGGUUUAAACUUUUUGGCCCCUCCUCUGCUGGUGCGGACAAAAAGGGUGGAUAAAACAAAUUUCAAGGAAUAAUUCUUCCCGAAUAUCACUAUCGUUGAUUCCAUUAUGGACAAGCUCCCUCCCAAAGCCACCAAACUCUAAUUAAUCAAUAAAAUUCGCAUGCUUCAGGUCAGUACGAGCACAACCUGUACCUGAUUUAAUGCACCUGACCUGAUGUGAUAAUCAAUCAAAUGCAAGCAUCCUCAAAUAUUGUAGGGACUUGAUAUGAUCAUGUAAGAUUUCGAUCCAUAGUCUGAAUGGCUUCUUCAUUGAAUCUCA